Molecule: messenger RNA, 1617 nt
Organism: Sclerotinia sclerotiorum 1980 UF-70
Lineage: Eukaryota; Fungi; Ascomycota; Leotiomycetes; Helotiales; Sclerotiniaceae
Exons: 4
Coding region: 1-1617 (538 amino acids)
Cellular component (GO): membrane
Molecular function (GO): sucrose:proton symporter activity
Source: RefSeq, a predicted model, not a curated record
AUGUUAGAAGCAGACGUGGAGGACGAGGAGUUGAGGGUAGCGGAUAGAUUGGAUGAAUUGGAUUAUAUCGAUGAGGAAUUUCUCGAGGAUAGCGAGACUUCUUUGCUUCGAGAAUCGAGUGAGACAGAAAAAGAUGUGACAGAGGCUGCGACUUUAUAUUUAAUAUGUCUAGCCAUCAGUACUGGAGGACUUCAAGUGAUAUGGACUGCCAUUAUGUCCCAAGGCUCUCCAUACUUGGUUUCACUCUCAGUUCCCAGCUACCUCAUCUCCUUAGUUUGGCUCGCUGGGCCCCUCUCCGGCGCCAUUGUUCAACCAUAUAUUGGCAUCCUAUCCGAUCGUUGUCAACAUCAUCUUGGUCGCCGCCGCCCAUUCAUCAUCAUCGGCACUAUUGCAACAAUUAUUUGCAUCCUCGCACUUCCUUGGACUACCGAUUUGAUCACAUACAUGUUUACCCUGUUCGGCGGUUCCCCCUUCGGUCAUGGUGCAAUGAUAUGUAAAGGUUUCAUGGCCGCUGCUUGCAUAUGGGCUUUGAAUAUUGCAAUCCAACCUGUGCAAGGAGGACUUAGGGCAAUCAUCGUUGAUUGUGUUCCGCCGAAACAGCAGGUCCGAGCAUGUGCAUAUGCCAGUUCUGCUGCGGGGAUAGGAUCAAUUUUAGGAUAUACCGCUGGUUAUGUCUCUUUACCAAAGUAUCUACCUUGGCUUGGGGAUACGCAGCUAAAAGGACUUUGUCUGAUUGCUUCCGUAGCAUUGGGCUCAACUGUUGCGAUAACUUGUUUCACUGCGAAGGAAAAACGUUUUGUCAAUUUGGAUGCAGGGUUCGAAAAACAGAAUUUGGCAGGGACAUUUCGUCAGAUUUUGGGGAGUAUGAAGACAUGUCCGAGGGAAAUUAGAAAGAUCUAUGAAGUGGAAUACAACCCAAUAUCCAAAAAAGCAACACCUACCCUCACAUUCCCAACCACCCCACCUCUUCCACCGUCACCUCAUUCAAUCCGGCAUGCGACAUUUAUUAUGAUUCUCUUCGCCGUUAUCGCACUCAUCUCGAACCUCACAUUACCUCUGUUUAUCUCCCCUUCCUCCAACAACUCUAAACACCAGAAACCAGCUUUUUUGGCCCGCCUCCAUAUUAGAUCUCUGACCCUUCCCCGCGCCUGGACACUCUCUCAUCUCCUCACCACCCUUCUAACCAUCUCCACCCUAGUAGCUCAGACCUUCCUCUCCACCUCCAUCCUCAUCAUUUUCCUCGGUAUCUCCUGGGCUAUCACUGCCUGGAUUCCUUUAGCUCUCAUCUCCACCCAAAUCUCCCAAUCUCAGAUUCAAUCUCAAUCUCAAUCUCGCUCCACUAUCUCCACCUCCUCCAUUCCCCUUUCCUCAAUAUCCCAACCCACCUCUCCUUCUCACAAAAGAUACAAAACCCGAGGACCACUACAAGCAGGCACUAUAAUGGGCAUCUACAACAUUGCAAUAGCUCUCCCACAAAUUAUCGCCGCUGUACAAGGAAGUCUUAUCUUUUGGGUGUUGGGAGAAAUCGGAAUUGUGGGCACGGAAGCAAUGGGUUGGAUGAUUAGGUUGGGAUGUUUGGGAAGUAUGUUCGCGGCUUGGUUGGCGGAUGCUUUGUAA